Gavialis gangeticus (Gharial) is the source of this 2171-nucleotide messenger RNA. RefSeq names its product heat shock transcription factor 2 (gene HSF2). NCBI's taxonomy places the organism in Eukaryota, Metazoa, Chordata, Crocodylia, Gavialidae. Bases 2 to 1687 code for a protein of 561 amino acids. Gene Ontology annotation, biological process: regulation of DNA-templated transcription. The transcript is spliced from 13 exons. The record is from RefSeq and is a predicted model, not a curated record. Gene Ontology annotation, molecular function: DNA-binding transcription factor activity; sequence-specific DNA binding.
AAUGAAGCAGCAGCCGUCGGCGCCGCCUCCGCCGCCGUCGCCCGCCGCCAGCGCGGGGGUCCCGGCCUUCCUCAGCAAGCUGUGGGCGCUGGUCGGGGAGGCCCCCAGCAACCAGCUCAUCACGUGGAGCCAGAAUGGCCAGAGUUUUCUGGUAUUGGAUGAACAAAGAUUUGCAAAGGAGAUCCUUCCCAAGUACUUUAAGCACAACAACAUGGCAAGCUUUGUGAGACAGCUAAAUAUGUAUGGUUUUCGCAAAGUUGUUCAUGUUGAUUCUGGCAUUGUGAAAUUGGAACGGGAUGGCCCAGUAGAGUUCCAGCAUCCGUAUUUUAAGCAAGGCCGGGAGGACUUGUUGGAACACAUUAAAAGAAAGGUUUCUUCGUCAAGACCUGAAGAAAACAAAAUUCGCCAGGAGGAUCUUUCCAAAAUCAUAAGCAGUGCUCAAAAAGUGCAAAUCAAACAAGAGACUAUUGAAUCCAGACUCUCUGCCUUAAAGCGGGAAAAUGAAAAUCUUUGGAGAGAAGUAGCAGAACUGAGAGCAAAACACUUGCAGCAACAACAGGUUAUUCGGAAGAUUGUACAGUUUAUUGUCACUCUGGUGCAGAAUAACCAGUUAGUGAGUCUAAAGCGAAAGAGGCCACUACUUUUGAAUACCAAUGGAGCUCCAAAGUCAAACCUGUUUCAGCAGAUUGUUAAAGAACCAGCUGACGAUGCCCAUCACGUACCACUCAACAGAACUGAGGGCUUAAAACAAAGGGAACAGAUUUCAGAUGACAUAAUUAUUUAUGAUGUCACUGAGGACAUUGGUGAUGAAGAAAAUGCCAUGGGUGAUGAAGAAAAUGCUCCAAUUACUCCUGAAUCAAACGAAGAUGCCACUUCUGACUCUUCCAACUGUAGUCAUUCUCCUGAUAUUGUAAUAGUAGAAGAUGAUAAUGAGGACGAUUAUGCCCCUGUAAUUCAAGGAGAUAAAAAUACAGAACCAGUCACUAUCCCAGUCAACGAUCCUCUUAGUCCUGUCAGUGACAGUACAAACCCACUCAUGUCAAGUGCUGUCCAGCUGAAUAACCAGUCAACUCUAACUGCAGAAGACCCAGUGUCAAUGAUGGAUUCCAUUCUCAGUGAGAAUGGAGUAAUUUCACAGAAUAUCAACCUUCUUGGAAAAGUUGAACUCUUGGAUUAUCUUGACAGUAUUGACUGCAGUUUAGAAGACUUCCAAGCCAUGCUGUCAGGACGACAGUUCAGCAUAGAUCCAGAUCUUCUGGUUGAUCUUUUUACAAGCUCCGUGCAGAUGAAUCCCACAGAUCAUAUCAGUAAUGCUAAAUUGGAGACCAAGGGAAUAGAAACUACGAAGAGCAAUGGAGCACCACCUGCUUCACAAGAUGCACAAAGUUCUAAGCCCAAAUCAGAUAAACAGCUCAUUCAGUAUACAGCCUUCCCACUUCUUGCAUUCUUUGAUGGGAAUCCAGGCUCAGCUGUUGAAAGUGGGACCUCUGCAGCUGAAUCCAUGUCUUCUGUUGAUAAAGAAGUGGACGAGCUUCUGGAGAGCAGUCUGGACCCUGAACCAACUCAAAGCAAAUUAGUAAGGCUGGAACCCCUGACAGAGGCAGAAGCAAGUGAAGCCACACUGUUUUAUUUAUGUGAACUUGCUCCAGCACCAAUGGACACAGAUAUGCCAUUUUUGGAUAACUAACAUAAUGGAUGUUCUGUAUAUAUUCAUCAAGAUGGAACUAUUUAUUUAGAGUAUGGUUUGGUAUCUUUUUGAAUUUUUGUAAGUCACUUUUGUUUCAAAUUCCACAGUUCCUGUUUACGCAAGGAAUCUUCCCCCUACACAAAAAAUGGUAUUUAAAGAGCUGUUUAACUGGCUUUGUAGCUAUCUAAGCUGUCCAGCAGUUCGCAUACAAGACAUCAGACCAAGUCUAUCCUCCUUUAUUGUUGUCAGAUACUUGGUAUUAGGUGUAUAUAAAAAUAUCCCACAUAAUCAAACAUUGUGUCAGUAGUAAAGCUUUGUUUUAUGUUCUCAUACUUUCGGUUCUAUGUAUGAUCGAGUGAAUCAGUAAUGAUCAGCUAAGAGAUCAAUAGUAUUCUGAAUGUUUUCUUUCUAUACCUGGGUUUGUUGUUGUUGUUUUUUACUUCUGUUUAAAUAAAUAACUUCAACUUUUGGGGGGGGACCAGGA